This is a messenger RNA of Psammomys obesus (fat sand rat), 1991 nucleotides long. It is a transcript of the gene Mnx1, whose product is annotated as motor neuron and pancreas homeobox 1. Gene Ontology annotation, biological process: central nervous system development; neuron projection morphogenesis; regulation of DNA-templated transcription. The transcript has 4 exons. Bases 310 to 1476 code for a protein of 388 amino acids. Gene Ontology annotation, molecular function: sequence-specific double-stranded DNA binding; DNA-binding transcription factor activity, RNA polymerase II-specific. Lineage: Eukaryota; Metazoa; Chordata; Mammalia; Rodentia; Muridae. The record is from RefSeq and is a predicted model, not a curated record. Gene Ontology annotation, cellular component: nucleus.
CCUCAGUGCGGUCGCUAGCGCGCUGGCGGAGCGGAGAGCCGGCCUCCCCAGCCCGUGCUCGCGGGAGCGCUCGCCUAGGAGUUCACACCAGCGAGCGGAGCGCGGUCCCCACACGGACUGCUAGGAGGAGGCGUCCGGACCAUGGUCGCUCGCCACUGAGUUUCCGGCCGCGACUCUGAUUAUUGGCAAAUAAUCGCAAUAACAAUACCGCGAGCCCCGGGGCUGGCCACCGCCACGCUCGGUCUCUGCCAGCCCGUUCGCGACCGCGUCGCCCACCCUUGGCCCUGACCGUCAGCUCCAAGCGAGCCCAUGGAAAAAUCCAAAAAUUUCCGCAUCGACGCCUUGCUGGCGGUGGAUCCCCCGCGAGCCGCCUCCACGCAGAGCGCGCCUCUGGCCUUGGUCACUUCGCUCGCUGCCACGGCAUCCGGCCCCGGGCGAGGCGGCGGCGGCGGCGGCGGGGGGACCAGUAGCGGGGCGAGCCGCAGCUGCAGCCCCGCGUCUUCCGAGGCCCCCGCGGCCCCCGGCGACCGCCUGCGGGCUGAGAGCCCGUCGCCCCCGCGCUUGCUGGCUGCGCACUGCGCGCUGCUGCCCAAGCCGGGAUUCCUGGGCGCCGGAGGAGGCGGCGGCGCGGCGGGUGGCCCGGGCACUCCCGCUGCUGCGGGCGGCCUGGCGCUGGGGCUCCACCCGGGGGGCGCGCAGGGCGGCGCGGGCCUCCCCGCGCAGGCGGCUCUCUACGGACACCCGGUGUACAGUUACUCGGCGGCGGCGGCGGCGGCCGCGCUAGCUGGCCAGCACCCGGCGCUUUCCUACUCGUACCCUCAGGUGCAGGGGGCGCACCCUGCUCACCCUGCCGACCCCAUCAAAUUGGGUGCCGGCACCUUCCAGCUGGACCAGUGGCUGCGCGCAUCUACCGCGGGCAUGAUCCUGCCCAAGAUGCCGGACUUCAGCUCCCAGGCGCAGUCGAACCUCCUGGGGAAGUGCAGACGGCCUCGCACCGCCUUCACCAGCCAGCAGCUGCUGGAGCUGGAGCACCAGUUCAAGCUCAACAAGUACCUGUCGCGGCCCAAGCGUUUUGAGGUGGCCACCUCCCUCAUGCUCACCGAGACCCAGGUGAAGAUUUGGUUCCAGAACCGCCGAAUGAAAUGGAAACGCAGCAAGAAAGCCAAAGAGCAGGCCGCGCAGGAGGCAGAGAAGCAGAAGGGCGGCGGAGGGGGCGCCGGCAAGGGCGGCGCUGAGGAGAAGGCCGAGGAGGAGCUGCUGGGGCCGCCAGGGGCGGGGGACAAGGCCGGCGGCCGGCGCCUGCGGGACUUGCGGGACAGUGACCCGGAUGAGGACGAGGACGAGGACGAGGAGGACGACCGCUUUCCCUACAGCAACGGCGCGGGUGCCCACGCCGCGUCGUCCGACUGCUCGUCCGAGGACGACUCGCCUCCCCCGAGGCCAGGCGGCCCGGGGCACCAACCUCCACCCCAGUAGGUGGCUACACUACAGCAGGGACGCUCACGACGGCCACCCGGCUCUUCGGGGUUCUAACCCGGCCCGUGGCCUGCGGCCAGGCUGGCAGCCUCUCCUCUGACCGUGCAUCCAGGUGCGGGCUGGGAAAGGGAUCCUUUCUGGAGAGAGAGAGAGAGAGAGAGAGAGAGAGAGAGAGAGAGAGAGAGAGUCCAGUGCGAACUUUCGUUCUUUUACAUUUAAUUUCGGGUUGUGUUGGCCAGAGGUGUUUUGUGAGGAGAACGGACCCUUUUCUAGGAGCGGCUCCUGCCUGACUCUUCCUUCAUCGGAGAAGGGAAAAAACGACAGUGUUAAGCGACCUAAAACUUGAAACCUCCUUUGGAGACAACCAUUCUGCUGAGAUUUGAAAACAGAAAAGAAAAGGUUUUAUGCCUAUGUAUGGGGGUGGGGUGGGGUGUUAUGUCACGAUCAUUCAGACUGCUGAAAAAAAAAUCUCAGAAUGGUAGUGUAUUUUUGUAUAUUGUAUUUAUAUAUAAAGA